Messenger RNA from Diaporthe batatas, 1104 nucleotides. RefSeq lists its product as uncharacterized. The record is from RefSeq and is a predicted model, not a curated record. The transcript has 4 exons. Bases 1 to 1104 code for a protein of 367 amino acids. NCBI's taxonomy places the organism in Eukaryota, Fungi, Ascomycota, Sordariomycetes, Diaporthales, Diaporthaceae.
AUGGACAACAUCCGGCUUGCCAGUGCGCCCGUUCUACUGGACGAUGACUCGCUUCGGGUCAGCCCCGACUGGAGGAUGCGCUUGUUUCCACACGGGGCAGAAGAUGCGCGCAGGGCCAUUAAUGCAAUGAAUACUCUUCAGAGCACCAGAGGCGGGGCCAUCGACCAGUACACCGUCGACCAAUGCGUCGAAUUUCAACUCCAAUACCUCCCAGCAGCGACGUCGUCCCUCGUCUCAUACAUCGCGGCAGGCUCCACGGCCAACCCGACACAUUUGUUCAACACAAAUCUCUACGACACGGAACUGAGGACCCUGAGCCAGGCGUUUUGGAUAGAGCACAGGGAGUUCUUCAGACACAUAAUAGCCAACUCAUGGACAAUGUUUCCCAUCGGCGUGCGGGGCCACUUCCUCCUGGCCAUCAUACGCGCCACACAGGCCUACACGCCCGAACAGGGGUAUAUCGCAAUGAUAGAUGAUCUGGUCGUGUUGGACCCACUUAGGGACAAGGCGGUGGAAACCUUUGCGUACGAGCGCCUGCGGUACUACAUACUCCUCCCGACAAGAGGGUUUGAGUUUGCAGGCAAGGAGCCGGCGAGUCUCUGGUACCCAGAGCACGGCGUGCGCGCCUCCACAUGUGGGCUUAGGUUUUACGAGAUCGUUCGGGUCAUGAUUGAGAGGAUCAGCCAGUCGGUUGGGGAGAAGGGCCUCAGGGUAGAUUUUGAUGAAAGCCCAAUUUGGCGAGACUUGAGCGGCGACUUCCAAGCCGACAAGGUGCGGGCCGAGAUGAUCGGGAUAAUGGCGAACCGCGCGAUGCGGGCAACGGACUGGACGACCAGGAUAUGCCUCGUCCCCGUGAGCCACGUCAAGAACCGCACCUUGGACGCCGAGCGGGGCUCCUGGGUCCCGACCGGCGAGCACGGGUCCAGGCUGUACCUCGUGGGGUACAACACCGACAUGCAGUACAACAACUUAGAAGAACAUCCCGCUCGUCACAGGCAUUAUGCCGGACCCCCCUCUCCCUCGUCAUACGCGAGAGGCAUCCCCGGAAGACAUGCCGACGCCAACCAUGGCGGCACCGAGUUUGCUGUCGAGAACCCCAGCUAG